UAAAACCCUCUUCCCUUCCGCCCUCGGGCUGCACCGAAACCGCUCCGCUCCGCUCCGGGACGCUGCACGCCGUGCUCUGCUCUCAUCUCCACCGCUUACCGCUGCUCUCCCCCUGCUUCUCACUUUCACUCCCAUUGGUUUCAUGUUCCCUUUGCCAGGCGGAAAAGCUUUCAAGCUUAUCCAGCCCAGCAGCAGAGUUUAUCCUGGUUCCACCCACUGGGACUUUCCUAGCUUCCUUCUGCACAGCGAGGGGGGGAGAAAAAAAGGCAGACAGUGGCAUGCAGCAGGCACCUCGGGUAGCGCGGGGAAAGCGGUGCUCUCUUUCCCUGAGCUAGGUUUCUAUUGUAGGCGGUGCAUUCCUUGGGAGGGAGGGUGUGUGUGUGCGGUGCCUUCCCACACUCAAGGCAGCUCUUAUUUAAUGGGGGUCUCCAUGCAGGGCAGAAGCCAGAAGAGAUUUGGCUGGUCCCGCUCCCAUUCAGGGAACAGCAGCUCCCACGUCAGGCACCGGCAUGGACCGUGUGGCGGAGAUAGCCCUGGAGGAAGAGGCUGCUAUGACCAGCCAAGCCUCCAGGAUGCACCUCACGGAGGAUUUGCGGAAAAUACGAUGCGGCGUGUUUCUGUGCCUGCUCUCCGUGCUGGUCCUCACGCUGCCCACAGCCUAUCUGCUGGCAGGAAACCUCCGAGCCCCCAGCACAUGCUCCAACCAGGUCGCAGAUGAGAGGGGCUCUCUGUUUCUGAAGCAGCGGGCACUGGCUACUGGUACAGAUAUGCUUUCCAGUGCAGAAAAGCCAAGAGCACACCUGACAGUGAAAAAACAAGACUUUGCCAACACCGUGGGAAACCAGCUGCCGAUCCUCCAGUGGGAAGACAAGCGCGGCUUGGCCUUUACCAAGAACAACCUGAGUUAUUUCAGCAACACACUGGUGAUACCUGUGUCUGGGGACUACUAUGUCUAUGCUCAGGUCACUUUCCGAGGGCCCAUUGAAAGUUCCAGUAAAACAAAUUCUGUUACUGAGAUCAUCACCAAAGUCACUGACAGUUACCCCGAGCCCACCCAGCUGCUGACUGGCACCAAGACCCUCACUGAAAAAGGGAACAGCUGGUUCCAGCCUAUUUAUCUAGGCGCUGUGGUUUCCCUAGAAGCAGGGGACAAGCUAAUGGUCAACGUCAGCGACAUCAAGCUGGUUGAUUACACUAAAGAGCACAAAACUUUCUUUGGUGCUUUUUUACUGUAGGGCUCUGGCAGCAGCUGGCAGGGGCUUCCCUCCUGGGUCCCAACGUCACUUGGUGAACCUCGACUCUGAGCAUGCCUCGGGGUGCUGCUCUGUGCUCUUAACCUUCUGCAUUGUCCCUCACCUGCAGCCCAGCACCCCUGCAUCCUUCAGUUAAGGGGCAGGGAAAGCUGAAGCUGCAGGCUGAAUUGGAGCGAGCCCAAAAGCCCCAGAAAAAUUGAAGUCGGGGGAAGGAAAAUAUAUUUGCAGAUAAAAACUGAGAGCUCUCUGAAAUUUUGUAAACUGGGGAGGAACAGUUUACAUUUGUGGGGUAGGAAUAUUGAGUAGGAAUAUUGAUCUUGAAUAAUACAGCUGAGCUAUAUCAGUAGUUACACUGCCAAUAAGCCAUUUCCUCACCUCAGAAAAGUAUUUUAAACUUUCCCCAGCAUUUCCAGUAUAAUUUUACAUGACCUUUCUUCAGAUUCUGUGUACUAAAAGGUAAUUACUUUUCAUCAUUUCCUUAUGAAUAGACUUUGCACUAAUAUAAAGCCCAGUUUAAUCAUUAACUGCCUAAUUAAUCCCUUCCAACUUCCCUGUAAAGUAGAUUCAAAUUAUACCUUGUGGUUUGCAGAAGCUACCUGAAAUUUUUUUCCAGGAAAUUGUUUACAGUUUAAGUCAACGUACAGCCCCAAACCUUUAUGUAGAAUUUUUAGGAAACACGCAGAAACACUUUUUGUUUCAGCACAACAAUAGAUGUCUCUCUCAAAUCCUAACAUUGGGAAACAUAAAAAGCAAGGAGAGUGAAGAAUCUGGCAAAAUUUUUCGAAAGUUUUAAGGCAGCUACUGAAAUUUUAAGAGAAGUCUCUGCAAUAUUUUGCUUUCCAUUCUGUGGAACGCAAAGCAAGUGCAGUUAAGGAAACCACUUUCUUGGUGCCCUCCGUGCAACCACUGUCAAUGCUACAGCAGUCCCCUAAAGACAAAGGGCUCCCCAGCCUUUCCCAGGGUGAAGGCUGGCAACCAGCCAGCCCCUCCACAAGGUCAGAAGAUCCAAAGGCAAGACCAUGGCAUGCCCCAGCCAGGCGCAGAGCUCAGGAAUGCUUCGCUUCCCAUCUUGCACUUCCUUACUUUCAUAGACCUUACGGUGUCCCAGGGAAAUUCCCCAGCUUUCCUUCUCUUCCCACAAUAAAUAAAUCACUGGCAAUGACUCAAGUCAUGUUCUAAUACAUUCAAGCUUUACACUCCUAAGUUCUAGGAGGUCUCAAGCUCUCACACUUGAGCGCUUCCCAACCUGCCCAUCUGCAGGAUCUGGCCAAUGGCCAAGCUUGUCCCUCCGCAGCUCUUUGCUUCCUGCCUUGCCUCACGGUACUACUGCUGCUCUCUGCUCUGCGGCCAGAAGUCACAGCAAGGCUUGAUUGACAGCUUAACAUUUUCAUUCAGAGCCAUGGUGGUACCAAAAGCUGUUAGUGUCAGAGAGGCACUGAGGUUGGGGAGGACGUAGGACUGGGCAUGGGGAGUUGUAGCUGAAGAGGUCACAUAGACAGAGAAAUUCUCCACAGGAAACAACCCCCCCCCCCCAGAAGGCAGAGAGGCCAGGCUGUUCCCUCCACAGCACGCCUUUCCUAGCAGGAGACUAUAUAUUACAAAAAGAUCUGUCUGAGUGGACAAGAAAAAGUCACUAGCACAACUAGAGCAUACAGCACAGGGAAAGGCCAAGGCAGACUGGGGACAUGGGAGCCAAGGAGCAGAGGGAGGUGGAAGAGCCAGGCAGCACCACGAUCCCUGCAUCUUCACAGUGGGGUGUAAGCACCUUUGUGCUGACAACGUGACUGUUCCUCAACCUAGCAGACCUGUUGGGUAGUAAACUAUCUCGGAAAAGCAGGCUGUCUGACCAUACUUCCCUGCUCCUCAGUGCCUAGGUCCCAUAGUAGGUCUCAGUCAACCUUUGCUGUUGCCUACACCGAGAUAGCACUAAACAUGCCACAAAAGCUAGGAUAUUUCCAUCUUGCCCUGCACUUCUUUCCUCAGUGGGCAUCUUCCUUGCUUCCAGCUCCUCCUUUCAAGUCUAGUCCUUGGGUGCUGGUCCACUGUGCAACACUGCUGAACUAGGAAACCUGGACAACACCUCUGCAUUGACACCCUGUUAUAGUUUAGCAUCUCAUUCUUUGACUUGUCCUUCAUUUUCUCCCCACCAGCAUCUCAGCAGUCCUCCUGGUCCAUUUCUCCCAGACACCUUCCUGCCUUCUUCUCCCCUCUCCAUUAGCUAUAAGGACACCUCUUUGUCCAAUUAUGCAAUCACCUACAGCAACUUCUCUCUUAAAAUCAUCUUGCAUCACAGAGAACAGCACCUGAAAACAGAUUAGGGAAGCAGAAAGUAGAGGCAAUGUUACUGCUGGUACGCGCAAACACUUUUGGCCAGAACGUCCUACUAUUUAUUAGCUAGAUUCACUUUCAUCUUUAAGUCCUCAUUCAUGUGUUUCCUCCAUCUCUUCAGGCUUUUCUUUUAAGCAGAAUCAGGUUCUUUGGGACAGAAAUAGUUAUUCCCGAAGUAUCCAUCCAGCACCUAGCACACAGUGGCCUGGUCUUGUUGCUCCUCUGAAAGGGUGAUCUUGUCAGAGGGAGGACUCGCUCAUCCCCUCGGCUGGGCCAUUUCUGCUACUCAGAAACCACAGCUGUUCCCUUCUGCCAUUGUAAAGUCUAGUGAAAUCCUGCUCUUGACCGUUCAAGAUGGGGAUUAUUCUUUGAGAAACUCUAAGGCUUUCUGUAUUCCACCAUAUUUCCAAAAGCGUUCCCUCAGCACCCCAUGUUCCGAGUCCUGAGAUUCUGAUCCCUUAGUUACGUGCCCAUAAUAGGGUCUGAACUCAUGAAAACAUGAAAUUAGCGGCUAGCUAGUUUUGUCUCGCAGCUUGCCACAGUCUUUCGGUGCCUGGCACACCACACAACAUGACAGAGCUCAUACAGGGAAAACCUACAAGUGACCUGUCCAGGACAGGUGAUUCUCAGCAAUUAGGUAGGAAAGCUUCUAUGAAGUGUUAUAUACGAUGAAUUUGAUUUAUUCUUGGAGAAAGUUGGAGUGCAAAUUCUAGCUGUCCCAAGACAGUUACAGAAAUUCAGAAAUCUUUUUGUUUAUACAAUGAGAUGAUGUAGCAUUCUUCUGAGGCCAUAAUGCAGUCCUUAUAGGUCUAUAGAGCAGAUUUCCAUAAAAUCUAUUCUUGAGUCAUCAUGACAAUGCCUAGUGCACUGAAUCAUGGAAAAACGAGUUCUGGGAGAGAGGAGUGGUGCACGCAGUAUUUGGCAUAUAAUAAGAGUCCUAUGGUAUGUAUGUAUACACACACAAAAACAUACAUAUAUACCUGUAUAUAUUCUGUUCAAGUCCUAGGAAUCCCCAGAGCAAUAAUGAGCUUUUUCUAUCACAAGGCAUAUAAUUUGUGUCCACUUUACACUGAUGAUAAAUCUCACAGCCAGAAUCUGCCUGCUGUGGCUCGGUAACAGCUGUCACUCUCCUGUCCCAUUCUCCAUAGCACAAACAACUAUUUAUUUUAGUCCGUUUAGAUCAAGUUUUCAUAUCUUGUUGCACAAACCAGCUUCUAGCACAUUUAGCACACUAGCAUAUUGUAUAUAGCAGAAAGUAGUAUUUCUGGCAUUACUUGUUUUAAAGUGGUGCUGGCAUAUUAACCCACACCCCUACCCUGGUGGAAAUUCUCUUUUCCCCCUCAGUGCUGAUAAUAUUUCUGUAACAGUGACAACGAACGGCAGAUUUAUAAGAAACACAUAGGGGCUGAUUCUGACCCCAGUGAAAAUCAGAUUCCUCCACAGAAGUCAGUGGCACAAAGUCAGAGUAAAGCUAGUUAAGUAAGACAGAGGUGCGACUCAAAGGGGAACAUGUCAAGUAGCCUAAACCCAAGCUUGUCAUAUUUUUCCAAAACUAAAUAUGGACAGAAGGGUUCCCAGAAAUUCAUCACAUUCUUUGAAUUAGAAAAUAUUCUUAAUGUAAAUCAUUUCUGGAGAUGUGAAAAUGCCUAUGCAUCAGCAUUUUCAAAUGAAAGCUAGCAUGAUGAAAUCUGUCCAUGCAAACAAGUGACCUUGACCUUCCAGUCUGUGGUCAAACUGAUUUUUUUUUUUUUUUUUUUUUUUUGUUUGGGUGGAUGUGAAACUAAAACACUUUUAAGGAGAAAAUCCAAACUGGGAGGAAAGGGUCAAAUAGGCAGCUCCUGCUAAAUGAACUAAUAAUAAUUAAAUGAUUUGAGGUUGACCCUUAUGUCUUCUAGGGGAAAAAAAUAGCACUUUUCACAACACAAACUUCAGAAGAGAAAAACAUUUUUUAAUACAAAAUCUGAUCAAAAUUUUAGUUUUUUAGUAAUUUUCUUCCUUCUUCUUCAUCCCCAUAAACACUAACUAUAACCCAAAUUGUUAAAAAGGUUCACUUACCCACCCCCUUCCCCUUCCUUUCAAAACCAAGUUUUGGCAAAUAAAAAUUAACUCACUCUCUGUGUAUAGAUAUGUAAACAUAUUUAAAUCACUCAUCUACAAAUAAUUACAGCUCCAGUCUUGCCAACAUAUACUUGUGCUAUAUUUAACCUAAAGCAUGUGGCUAUAGGGGUGUCAUUGUAAAAAAAAAAAAAAAAAAAAAAAAAAAAAAAGAAAAGAAAAAAAAGAAAAAAGAAAAAAGUGUGGGUCAACUUUCCUAUUCGGUGUAUGUGAGGACUCAAAUCUUCUUUGCUCAAGCUGAAAGCAGAUAAAGUAUCUUUUACCUGUGUUUACCCUUGACUACACCAUUAUAGAAGUAACCCUCCAAACGAAGGAGGGCUCGUCUGUACCACGCUCAGCAUAUGCAUGUUAGUCUAGAGGUGGAAAGCAAAAGGGCAGGUUCUGGAGCAAAACAUAUCCCGAAUGGUGAAGAGAAAAAUUAAGCUGUUGAGGUGAUUUCAGACAUAAUUGUUCAGGGAAUAUUAGGUUGAGCAGAUCCCCAGUAUGAAGGGACACUACCUGGCUACACAGAACUGCCAGCACAGACCAGAUUAAGGGAUUCUCUUGUGAUUUUCAAUGGUAUUCUCACCAACACAGUUAAACUGCAUUCAAGAAAUUUCAUUUUUCACCUCUGCAUGGUAUAACUGACCAUUCUGUGUUUCAUUUUAUUAAUCUCCUGAGUGGCCAAUCAUUUCAGAUGAGAAAUGAGGAGAAAAUUCAUUCUUUAGAAGAAUCAAACAAUGUCAAGAAUUUUUGCCCAGAUCUGGGUAUUAGACACCAGUAUAGCAUUUUGCUAUUGUUAUGUAUUUUCAUAUAAGUGAUUGUAUGUUGUCUUGUGCUUCUGUACUGAUGUGCAUCUUUACCAUUAGAACUGACUUAGCUUCUUGUUUCCAAGUUUUAUGAUAAUAAAAAUGCAAGUUAAUGCAAGUAUCUCUGAUGCUGGUCCCCUUCUGAAAGCACUAACCAAAUCACCCCAAUAAGAGCGAUCAUCUAAUGCAGCCAGACAAUGUUAACAUUUAAGAAACCUAUUUUGCUUUGUGCUAACGAGCAGAUGACCCUUUCUUCAUGCAGUUAGAAACAAAAGCAGAUGCCCCACCAGAGUGAAGUCGGAUUCAGACUUUCUUCCUUGCCCUGGGGGUUUCCAUAGAGACUUGUUUCAAACGACAAAAAGCAAGGACUGAGAAAUUUUUUUUCCUCUCCCAGUCCUCUCCCCUUUGCAGUGUGGAGAACAGCUGGUUUCUUUUAUUUUUAUUCUUUUACUUUUUGUUAUUUCUUAGUCUGUUUUGAAAAAGAAACUCUCGGGGGAAAGCAGUGCUCAUCAGAAACUGCAUCCUAGUUGCACUCCCAGUCCGCCGAGGCCGGGAUGGAUACAUCUCACUUGGCACACAAGGCAGAGGCAAACCAGGCCAUUCAAGCCACCUUUGAACACUGUCACCUGGCCAAAAAGCCAUGUUUGCCCUAUCCACAGCCUUACAGAAAAGCACCCUGGCCACUGGGAGCUUGUGCUCCCAAUUUCUUAGCUCCUGGCUACCAGGCACAACCAGAUUAGGAAAUAUUGACCUUUCCUUAGGCUUUCAACAAAAUAGCAUCCAUUAGAUUUGUAUUUCUUAUCCCAAGUAAUGUUAUCUUUGCCUCAGAAAGUCCUCUAGCUCCAAGAAUGCAAAAAAACUUUCUUUCCGCUAGCAAAACCAAAAAAUUCUCCCAGUAGGCAUAUUAUUUUAGGUUUCCACAAUUUUUGUCAUUUUGCUGGCUUUGAACUAAGGGUGUAAUUCUGAAAUUGAUCCAGAAGAGAUUUCUGGUUAAGAACCCUAUGCUCUGGCUGAAAGAAGGGGAUUUUUUUCCUGCUUAGGAGCUCUAACAGAGGAAAUGUAUUUGUCCUGGCUUUCAUCCAUUCUCACAUGCUUGAGAUGUUUUGCUAGCUUGUGGGUGGCUGCAUCAGUAGAACAGCCAGGAGCUAAUCAGAGUGUAGGGAUUAGACCACUUUCUUCUAUAUUACACCUGCACCUAAAAGGUUUGUUAAUCCAAUAGUUACCUCAAGAAUAGCAAAUGCAAAUUAUUUUCUUAAUUCUCUGCUUUAGCUCAAGCCAAGCUGAAACCCCUUGUUUUAUUGCUGUAUUACUCUCUCCCUUACCCAUAUGGAAUAAAACCCGAGUUAACAUCCUCUUUGUGGUCUAAAUACAUUGACACACACACAGUCCCUCCACACAAGCAUUGUAUUUCAUUUUGCCCAUCAUACAGAAGUUGUGUCUAUCUUAAAAAAUUUCUAGAGGCUGCCUCUCUAUUGAGUGGAGAAAGAUGGACAUUUCCAAAAGGCUGUAUGUUUUAGGGAAGGUGGGGAUAUUUGAGAUGCUGCUCUUCCAGAGCUAUACAGAGAUGGAUUAAGAUUAGAUACACAAUAUUUUGCUAACUAAAUGCCAGUAAAGAUAAUUGUAGCAUUCAGUGAAGGACACCUGUCUUCAACAGUUACUGACCAGCACUGCACACAUUUUCUGAGAGCUUUGAUAAAGUUAUCCAGCUCCUGUCUGGGCAGAAUAUCCAUAGUGCUUAGUACUGAUAUACAUAUAUUUAUAUAUAUGUAUUCUACAGAAUUCACCCCACAGAGCAUGAGACUCCCCACACCAGUUUAGUUUUCUUAGGUCUUGUCUGUUGGCCAAGAUGCUCAAUCACAGCUGGAUCUGUUGUUCUGCAGGACUGUUCUUGCAGGAAGACUCCUUUUCUAAGAGCUGUGGACAAGGCCAAUAUCACACUUAAUGUUUGCUUUUCACAGCAGAGCAUGGAGUUCACUCCUGCAGGGCACAGAGACUUUCCAUCUUCUUAGUAGUCUCCUAAGCAACUUGCAGAAUGGAGCACAAAUUAAGAUGAAUUGGAAGUGAUGCACACGCAGGGGACUGGUGCAGGCUAUAAGAAUUUGAGCCACUGAACAGGCAGCCAAAUGAGAGUGACUUUUUCUAAAGCAUUCAGCAUGUCAGAUUUUCAAAGGAAGUUAUGACUCCAUUGCUUGGUUUCUUUUGAAGACCUGGCAGCAAAACUAGGUACAAGUCUCUUAAAAAGUGCAAGUAGGAGCCAAGUCCAUCAAUGGCGACAGUUUUAAAUUCAUUGUCUUGUAAACAUUACUGCUAAGCCCUGUAAAUUAGCAGGAAAGGCAUUGCCUACAAAGUUGUAUCUCAGUUCAUUAUGCAUUGUAAGUCUGGAACAUCUGGAUUUUUUGCUGAAUUAUGAACUAAACUAGUUUUCCAGAUGCUCUUAUUUUUGCACAAAUCAAGCUAUGCUUUCAUUGAAGAGUUUUAUGUUAAAACAUCAGGAAGGCCACUGAAAGUGUUUGCUGCAUAUUUAUUGACACUAUGUAUAAAUAUCUUAAUUUUAUGUAAAAAAAGUAAAAAAGGAGUGAACUUUAGAUUUAUUGUAUUAGCUGUUUCUUUUAGUAGAUGGCUUUAAUGCCUUCUGACAAUAAAGUUUAUAAACAGUUCUUAAAAACCUGCUUUGUCUCAAGGCAAAAAAAGUAAAACCAUUUUGAUUCAUCUUGA
Dromaius novaehollandiae (emu) is the source of this 9199-nucleotide messenger RNA. RefSeq names its product TNF superfamily member 15 (gene TNFSF15). Gene Ontology annotation, cellular component: membrane. Gene Ontology annotation, molecular function: tumor necrosis factor receptor binding. NCBI's taxonomy places the organism in Eukaryota, Metazoa, Chordata, Aves, Casuariiformes, Dromaiidae. The record is from RefSeq and is a predicted model, not a curated record. Gene Ontology annotation, biological process: immune response. Bases 510 to 1235 code for a protein of 241 amino acids. The transcript is spliced from 4 exons.